AUGGACACCGGCCUGACGCAGAUCGACGAAAAGGACAUCGAGAAGCACCGCGCCACAGCGCAGUCGCUGGUCACGCGGUUCGUCGUCAUGGAACGCACCGACGGGCGCUCGUCCACGCAACUGGCCGGGACCGGCCGGCGGUUCGUCUCGACGGUUUCGACCGGCGGUACGCGGCGUACCCGCGAGGUGGAACUGGCCAGGCAGAUCGGCGCGAUCCGCGCCGACGACCAGAUGCUCUCGCCGGCGCAGCAUGGUCUUUUGUAUCGCGCGCGGCGCGGCGCGGCGAUCGCGCUGGCCGUCUCGGACAUGUUCGCCCGGCAGACCGAUCUCGAGAGCCUGAAGGCACGCAAUGCCACCGCGCCUUUGGAAGGCGAUGACGCCAACCGUUUUCGGGGGCUCCUUGGCGCAUCGGCCUAUGUGUCGGCCUUCGCGUUUGCCGCCUAUCUGCUCGCCAUGCUCGAAACCGACACCGAGCCGGGCGAAGACCUGUCCGAGCCGGACUAUGAUUUCGACACGCCGCAGGACGCGGUCAAAUCCGUGCUGGCCGGACUGGCCGCCGCGAUCGAGGGCGCGCCCGACGAUGUCGCGAUGGGCCAGCGGGCCAAGGCGUUUGCGCGCGUCACCGUCGAAGGGCUGUUGCAGCGCAAGGGCCGGUUCGAGGCGCUCGGCGCCUUCGAGGACAGCCAUGUGCGCAUCGAAAAGGACGAUUUCACGCUCGACGGGUUCGACGUGGCGCCCGGCGCUCGCCGCAAGCCGCUGACUAUGACCUUCAAGAAGCCCGAGGAGAUCAUCGGCAACCACAUCGCCAAAUACCAGGCGAUGAAGCUGGCCAAGAUGCUGGUGUGCCACGAUUUCCAGCGCGGGCUGAACCCGUUCGUCGAACUGGGCGGGUUCCUGUUCACCUUCAUCGGCGACGGUGCGCCGGGGACGGGCAAGACGAUCAUGAUCCAGAUGAUCGCCGGGCUGGUCAACGAUUACUGCCAGGUCGCCGGCUAUCCGUUCCAUUACGAGAAUUUCGGCGUCGACCAGAUUUCGUCCUAUCAGGGCAAGUCGGGUCAGAACUGCAAGCAGUUCGUCUCCAACGUGCUCGAUCCCAAGGCGAUCGGCUUCGGCACCAUCGACGAUAUCGACCAGGUGGCGGCGCGCCGCUCCGACGAUCGUGCGUCCGCCGGCCAGCAGGAGGUGACGGCGGUCCUGAUGGAGAGCUUUGCCGGCGCGAUGACGGUGGUGCGCGGCAAUUGCUCGUUCGGCAUGUUUUCCAACUACCCCGAGAACGUCGAUGAUGCGCUGCGCCAGCGGGCCGGUGCGCGCUGGCUGGUCGACGGGCCGCAGACGCGCAACGACUAUAUCGACAUCUUCCACCUGCUCGCCGGAAAGAACCAUGCCAUUCCGCUGGGCGACCACGAGCUUUACGCCGACCAGCAGAUCCGCGACGCGGUGCGGGCGGCCUAUGAGGGCCACGACCGGCCGGCCGAGGACGGGCUGAUGACCAUCUACGACCGGUUCAUCGAGACCCAUGGCGCGCCCAAGACCAUCGCCGACAUCGGCACCUAUCUGCACAUGAUCAAGGAGGCCGAGCCGCGCUUCACCGGCCGGGCGAUCAAGAACGUCACCGAUGCGAUCAAGAUGCGUGCGAUGGACAUCGAACUGCCCGACGCAUGGUUCGAAACGCCCGAGACCUUCCUGCACAAGUCCUAUGACGAGAAGCUGGCGAUGAUUUCCGAACUGCGCGAGCCGUUCACCAUCGGCAUGGUGAUGCAGGAGAUCAACCGCUACGCCGAUUCCGAGUUCCGCUAUUCGGACAAGGCCGACGAUGCGGCGGUCGCCGAGAUCAUCCGCCGCCAGCGCCAGACCGAACGCGCCGCCCGCGAGAUCACCAAGCGGAAGGAGAAGGGGAUUUGGGAGGGGUGA
Effrenium voratum is the source of this 1911-nucleotide messenger RNA. The record is from the annotation of a GenBank genome assembly. NCBI's taxonomy places the organism in Eukaryota, Dinophyceae, Suessiales, Symbiodiniaceae.